CAGCUUUAGAGGAAUAAAUGAUGGAGAAUUUAUUGGGAAAUCGUCGACAUCAACUGGGCGCUUCACUUUUUACUUUACGAUUCUGUGGUCUUUGGAGCUCUUUCGAUGAUUCUCAACCCAUCAGAAAAUUCAUCUACCCAAUCUACAGCGCAAUAAUGACAUCUCUGAUUUGGAUCUUCCUGGGAACGAUAUUGGGAGAUUUAUUCUCGAAUUUUGAAGAUUUGCUGGUAAUCACAGACGACGGCUGUUUUCUGGCCGGGAUAUCUGUCAUUGUCUUCAAGCACAUGAUAUUUUGCCUUCGCCGUCGGCAAAUUAUUAAGCUAAUUCAUGAAAUCUAUCGUCCGGUUAAUUAUCUCGCUAAGUCAUCAGAUGAAGGGGUGCUGAUGCUCGUGAAAGUGUCAACAUUUCACGGUCAACUCCAAUACUACAGCUUCAUCGCCAUAGGAUGUUGUCUAGUAUUAGCUCUGGUAACAAUAGUCCCAACGGACAACGGCAGUCUACCAAUAAGAGCGAAAGACUCAUAA
Molecule: messenger RNA, 524 nt
Organism: Fopius arisanus
Lineage: Eukaryota; Metazoa; Arthropoda; Insecta; Hymenoptera; Braconidae
Exons: 4
Coding region: 18-524 (168 amino acids)
Source: RefSeq, a predicted model, not a curated record